Molecule: messenger RNA, 3543 nt
Organism: Micromonas pusilla CCMP1545
Lineage: Eukaryota; Viridiplantae; Chlorophyta; Mamiellophyceae; Mamiellales; Mamiellaceae
Exons: 2
Coding region: 1-3543 (1180 amino acids)
Biological process (GO): ERAD pathway
Cellular component (GO): endoplasmic reticulum membrane
Molecular function (GO): protein binding
Source: RefSeq, a predicted model, not a curated record
AUGCGCGCGUCGCUCGCCGCCGCGGCGGUCCUUCUCGCCGUCCUGGCGUCGAGCGCCGUCGGCGUCGGCGCGGACCACCCGCGGACGGUGUCGCGAACGCCGCGGUUCAAGACGUUCGCGCGUCCGUCGAGAGCGAAGGCGUGGGUCCCCGAGGCGCAUGUGUUCGCGAAUAAGACCCGGGAUACGGACGUCCUCGACGGCGUCCUCGCCGUGGACGGGACGUACGCGCUCGUGGUGUCAAACGACCAGCUCCCGUCGCUCGCGCCCAUCUCGAGCACGUUCACGAUCGCGAUGUCGCUGUUCCUUCACGACGACCUGAACGUCGCGUCGAUCGACGCGCACCGCGGGAUCUUUUGGAAGGGGGGCGCGAGCGGCGAUCGGACCCCGAGCGCGUGGCUGAUCCCGCACAGCAACAGGGUGACGUACCGCGUGAGCACGUCGAGCGCGGAGGAGGUGUGGGGGACCUCCGCGGCCGCGUUGCCGACGCGGCGCUGGGUCCACCUCGCGUUCUCCGUCGGCGCAGACAGGAUCAUGAGACUCUACGUCGACGGGAAACUCGACAGCGCGGUGGAGAUCGUGGGCGAAGUCGUCGCGAACGACGGCCCUCUGUACCUCGGCAAAGACGCGCACUUGACGGGAAUCAACGCGUUCAUAGCCUCCGUGCAGAUGCACGCGCACGCGCUGGAGGACGAGGACAUUGCGCAAGCCGCCGCGCACGCGCUCCGCGCCGCGCCGGAUUUUGAUGGCGAGGCGUCGGCGGAGGCGCGCGCGGGCGCGGAUGCGAACCGCGAGGCGCGCGAGCGGCACCACAGGGACGGCGACGCGUUCGCGUCGCUGCUGUCGUCGUUGCCGAUGCCCAUGCACGCGCGACAGGCGGCGGCGAUGACAUCGAGCGCCAGGGCGGAGAUGGAGGUGCGGACGAGCCAAGCGCGCGCGGACGCCAUCGCCAACGCGGAGGAGAAGGAAAAGAUGGCGAGAAGGCUGUUCAUCGACGCGGAGUACUCGCGCGGAGGCAUCGCGCUCAACGACGCGAUGAAGAGCGAGAAUCGGAACGCGGGCGGGACGUACCGGUAUCGACGCGGGCCGAGGGAGUCGGGUCUGGCGAAGGCGCGCGAGCAUUAUCUGCGCGCGGCGGCGAUGGGGCACGACAAGGCGCGGUACGCGCUCGCGACGAUGCACCAGCUCGGGUACGGCGGUCCAAUCUCUCACGGGAAGGCGCUGUAUCACAAGCUGAGGGCCGCGGCGCGAGGGGACCCGGGUUCGAACCUCGCGGUCGGGUCCGCGGCCUUCGCGGCGGCGUCCGCGGCGGCGUCCGCGGGCGGCGGCGGCGGCGAAGCGGCGUGUCGAGUCGCGGAGUACUACCUCCUUCACGCGGCGAACGUCGCGUACGAUAACAGCGGGAAACCGGGCGGGCAAAAUCGGGUCGAGCGUCUGCGUUUAUACGAGGGCGUGGAGAAAGAGCGGCAGGAUCACAAAGGCCCGAACGAUCAGAAGGUGCAGUACCUGGUCCAGACAGCGUCGCACGGGGACGCGCUCGCGUCGUUGGCGAUGGGGAACGCGUAUUAUUGGGGGAAUUUCGGUCUGCGGCGGAACUUUCAAGCCGCGCUGUUUUAUUACGAGUCCGCGCACGCGCAAGGCGCGCUGCACGGCACCGUCGGCGUCGCGAAGAUGAACCUAAAAGGCGAGGGGUUAGCCGGCGGCGUGAAGAACGUCUCGCGCGCUAUGGAGAUGUACGAGCAAGCCGCGAAGAGGGACUCCCCCGACGCGUUGAACGGUUUAGGGUACAUUUACUUUUACGGCGACGCGGACAUCGAGAAGAACACGACGACGGCGCUGUCGUACUUCCGCAAAGCCGCGGCGCUCGGGAACGCGGACGGACACAUGAACAGCGGUCUGAUGCUCCGCGCCGGGAUCGGCGAGCGCGCGAACUUGACCGAGGCGCACGAGCAUUUCAGCGUGUGCGCCAAGGCGAGGCACACGUCGUGCAUCUAUCAGAUCGGUCUCAUGCACAGCGAAGGGUCCAUCCCCGGCGCCGAGCGCGACUGCUUCGCCGCGGCGCAGCGAUUCCGACGCGUCGCGCAGAGCGGCGAGUGGAUGGAGCCCCUGAGCGACGGUCUGAAGGCGCACCUCGCCGGGAACGCGUCGUUAGCGCGGUGGACGUACGACUACGUCGCCGGAUUCGGGAUGCCCGUGGCGAGGUACAACGCCGCGUGGUUGCACACGAUUCACGCGCGAGAGAUUCGCGUCGCGCUCGAAUCGCCCGCCCGCGACUCCGGGCGCCUCUCCGACGAGAGCGACCUCGAGGCGAUCGCCAGCGGCCGAAGAAGCGCGGGUCUCCUAUCGUACUACGCGAGCGAGAUGACGAAGGAUCCCGCGACGACGCUGACCGAUCGCGCGUACGCGGCGAUGCUCCAAGCCGACUGUCUCUACCACGGCGAAGAAUCGCGCCCCGGCGCGCGUUGCGCGAGACGUCUCCCCGACGCGUUGGCGGCGUACGAGCGCGCCGGGCGGAUCGCGCGGGUCGCCGCGCGGACCAGCCCCAACCGCAACGGCGACGACGGCGAGAGCGGCGAGCUCCGCGACGGCGACGCGCGCCUGCUGCUCGCGCGCGCGUUGUACAGCGAGGCGUGGAUGCGCGCGCGCGGGGAGGGGUGCGCCGUCGACCGAACGCGCGCGAAAGCCGCGUUGUGGUCGGCGCUCGCGGAGGGCCGCUGGCAGUCGUCGCUCGCCGUGGCGCCGUCGUUCGCGUGGUUCGUCGCGGAGGACGCGUUUCGAUACCUCGUACCUUCCCGCGGUCGCGGUCGCGACGGCGCCGCGGCCGCGGACCCCGACGCGAUCGCGCGCGCGUCCGCGUCGGUCACGUCGGGUUCCGGUCUCGCGUCGCGGCUGGCGCGGCGGGCGGCGGCGCCGUGGCGUCUGACGGCGCGCGUCGUCGCGGCGGUUAUGGCGACGAGCUCCGGUCUCUUCGACCGGUUCGAACCGGUUCUCGCGAGCUGGUGGGCGACGCCGCCGGUCUGGCUGAUCGUCGGCGCGUACGCGCUCGGUUGGUACGUCGUCUACAGGUGCGUCAUGGCAGGGUACGGCGGCGAAUAUAACCCUCUGGUGCUGCACCGCCGACGCUUGGCGUUGGCGCGCGAGGAUCGGUGGCGCGCGCGGUUGUUCGGCGGGACGCGCGCGAGGACGGUGGAGGAGAGGCAGCAGCGCAACGAUCUGAUUCGAAACCUGCACGCGCUGCACGAUCUGCAGGAGGAAGCCGCGCGGACGAGCACCCCCGGGGAGAUGGAGCGCAUCCGGGACGAGCGCCUGCCGGACAUCGCGAGGAUAAUCCGCGGGGAGGAGGACGAGGACGACGGCGGGUUCGGUCGGACGUUUGGGACGCUCAUGAUGGAGAUACUCGGCAUCGACGCGGCGCGUCUGGAGCCGGCGAAUCGACCGGCGACGGACGCGGAGGUGGAAGUCUCGGUGACCGAAGUCGUGGAGACGCUCGUCGGGGAGCUCGUCGCGGAGAUGGAGGGUUGGGGCGACGGCGCGAGCGCGGAGUGA